Messenger RNA from Chrysoperla carnea, 1890 nucleotides. Its product is annotated as zinc finger protein 2 homolog. The transcript is spliced from 2 exons. Gene Ontology annotation, cellular component: nucleus. Lineage: Eukaryota; Metazoa; Arthropoda; Insecta; Neuroptera; Chrysopidae. Gene Ontology annotation, biological process: regulation of transcription by RNA polymerase II. Gene Ontology annotation, molecular function: zinc ion binding; DNA-binding transcription factor activity, RNA polymerase II-specific; RNA polymerase II cis-regulatory region sequence-specific DNA binding. The record is from RefSeq and is a predicted model, not a curated record. The coding region runs from base 1 to 1599 and encodes 532 amino acids.
AUGGAAUAUGAUUUAGAAAAUAUAUGCAGAGUGUGUUUAUCCGAAGGUGUUAUGAUGUCUAUAUUCAAAGUAAAUAUAUCAAAAAAGAUAAUGGCAUGUUCAACUGUUCAGGUUUGGCAAAAUGAUGGUUUACCUUCUCAAAUAUGCAACAAAUGCGUAGCAAAAUUGCACAUAGCAUUUCAGUUUAAGAAACAGUGCGAAAAAUCUGAUGCAAAAUUACGUUUAUACAUUAAUAAUAGCAAUAAUUCAAAUAACUCAAAUGAAAAUAAAGUUCAAAUGGAAAUAAAGCCGAUAAUACAAACGCCAUCUACCGAAAAUUGUGAUAAUAAUCAAGUAUAUAAUGAAUGCCCUCAAAAUAUUGAAUUACAAUCGAAUAUAAAUAUUGAGCCAAGGUCGGAUACUCUUUCCGUUGAACCACAACAAUGCCGAUAUACUAACCCACAGACUGUCAGUAGUUCUCCACAAAUUGUUCCACAAAUUAGUUAUACCACCUCAAACAUGAAUAUCGCUGUUCAGCCGCAGAAUCAUAUACAUUUGCAUACAUAUAAUAUUCAGACAAUGGGACAUGUACAGUUUCCAUCGAUGUAUAAUGUUCCUACACUAGGCGUCAAUCAAGUUCAAAUCUCACAAAGUGGAAACAACAUUUUACAGCCAUCAUUGGUUACACAAUUACCGCCGACUCAAAUUCAAAAUUCACAAGUUCCGAUUUUACAAAAUGAACAACCAAUUCCACAACAAACUCAAAUAGAGGUUAUCAAUCCGAAAGAAGAAUUAGAAGAAAAGGUUAACAUAAAAAAGAAAAACAAGUCACCUCGUAGUAUAUCAAAAGGGAAUACUCAGUGUGAAACUUGUGGAAAAACAUUUCCAACGGCUACAAAAUGUGCAAGGCACAUGAAAACACAUUCCAGUAAUAUGCCAUACAAGUGUAAAUUAUGUAACCGUGCUUUUGCGCAUAGUGGGAAUUACAAAAUACAUUUACGUAUGCACACAGGAGAAUUACCGUUUAAGUGUACAGUAUGUAACAAAGGUUGUAGGCAACAACAAGAUUUAGAAAAACAUAUGCGAACGCAUACCGGAGAGCGUCCUCAUCAAUGUCAAAUGUGUCCUAGAGCAUUUUCUACAAGUAGUAAUUUAAUAGCGCAUGUAAGAACUCAUACUGGAGAAAAACCUUACGUGUGUUGUGUUUGUCAAAAAGCAUUUUGUCAAUCAAAUGAGUUAACGAAACAUAUGAGGACUCAUACAGGUGAAAAAAGUCAUGCAUGUUUAGUGUGCCAUAAAGAAUUUAAUGGAUCCAGUACGUUAAUUGUUCAUAUGCGUACUCACACGGGGGAACGGCCAUACGUAUGCCCAACAUGCAACAAAGGCUUUGCACAAUCAAGUUGUUUAAGUAUACAUAUGAAACGUCAUUUAGGUGAGAAAAAUUACCAUUGUAGCGAAUGUAAUCGUUCCUUUGUUGUAAGUGGGGAUUUAAAAGAGCAUGCGAUUACACAUGCUAAAGACAAACCAUUUGUGUGUAAUUAUUGUGAGAAACGUUUUGUGCGUUUAAAUGAUUUACACAAACAUAUUAAAGUAUUUCAUAAGGCAACUUCAUCGGAUUAAAAUUUUUGUAAUUUGAGUCUACAUAUUCGUGAAAAGUAUGCGACAAUUAAAAGGAAAAACUGUUAAAGAUAAUAAUGAAGUAAGUGAAACGUCAUUGAUCACAGAAUAUAGUUAAAAGCGCUUAAACUGAAGGGUGAAUUGUACAAUAUUGUCAAACUAUAAUAAUAGUAAUGCAUUUUCAGUAAUGAAUGCAUGGUUAGUCUAAUAGUUACAUAAAAUAAUAAUGAAUUACUGAUAAAAAAGGCUAUUUGGCAGUAUCAAAAACAUUGUCGUAAUUAAUGCUACUUGUAU